GUGUCAUCUUCGAGUUGCUUCUACAACUGUUGCCGCCGAUCCAGGUGAGUUAUUGGAAGAUAAUUUGAGCCUGUCGCCUGUAACUGUAUCGAUGGAUGCAAGCGUUAUUUUUUCGAGUCUUGAUUCUUUCUUCACCUUGUACUCAGUUUCGCAAGGAAAAACGAAAGUUUUCUGUCAUGAUGAUCUUUUUGUUUUUUCAUAACCAUAUAAAUGCUUUUUUGAGUUUCUCACAUAAAAGUUGAAGUUUGUGCAUCUUUUCGUCAAUAGUGCCCAGGUCUUGCCUUUUCAAAAGCGGUGUACUAUCUCAUUUCUCGAAGUUGAAGUUGUGGGGACGUGAAAAAUGAGGCCUACAUUUUUUGAGGGGAGCAGGAGAGCAAAAGCGUCGGGAGUGCUCCUUGGGGUCUGGUGGAGCACUGUACAGGAACUGAUAUCUUCGAUUCACACGCCCCAGACGCCCUCGGUAUUUGUCACGGCCAAGAUUCGCAAAAAGGACGUCCAGGCGGUGCUGUGCCAAGUGUGCGAAUUAGCUGUUGAAACAGCAUUCAACGAAGAAGUAAAAGAAGAACAAAUCGAGGAAUUGUGCGAGCCAAAAGAAAAGCACGGAAGGUAGGUUCAACAUGAAAAUACGUUGAAAGUAUCCCUUCGUUCUUAGUCCAUUACUCAUUUUUCGUGCUGAGCCCCCCCUGUCCACAUUCCACGUCCUCCGCGGUGGACGGGCGCCCGCGCCUCGAAAAUAUUUUCUAAUUUUUAUAUGACAGCUACGUCGAGGAUUCAGUCUUUACAGCCCAGCCGUGAGCGGGAGCAACUACUUUCCUCCCAGCAAGAGCAACGGUUCAUGUCCUACUAUAUUUUUUUGCGAAAAUAAUAAAACCGAACGCACGCUUCACAGGUGGUUGUCGCAACUGGAUCUCAUCAACGCUCCUUCGGGGGAAAUCGAGGUGCAGAAUAUGCAGAAACCAGGGGAGUGCCGGCAGGAGUGCUCCUUGGCAGCCCGUGCGUGCCGACUCUCCGCAUUGGAUGACUCCGAUACGUUGCUGCACGCCCUGCGCAAGGAGGAGGACGUUGCUGAGGACGUCAGUACUGCGGUGCUUCUCAAAAAAGCGAAGAAAAAAGUGUGCAAGAAGAAGUGCGAUGCCAACAAAAACAAAAGGAAGGCUUUUCGCGAAGAUGACGAAGAGUUCGUGGAGGUCGAUCCGAAGGUGGCAGAAAUGCAAGAUAUGAUGAAGGACAUGAAAGCAAAAACAGGUUUUUAUCGAUAGUUGCAGUGGCUGAAGGAAUUUUUUCUCUUCUUGGUACCUACUGGCCUCAGACAGCCUCUUUAUCUUUGGGGCUCAGACUGGCCUCAGACAGCCCCUGCGGCACAGAUUUGCAUGCUUUUUUCUUGUAUCCCACAACUAAAAAGAAAAGAAAAGCGUCCAGUUGUUGUUUGUCCACCAAAACCAAACAGGCAUGGGGAUGCAGAUGUAUAGCCGGGAUGACUUUGCCAAGAUGAGCGAAGGCGACAUGGAGGCUAUGGCUGCCCGAGAACAGCUGGCGCAAGAUCGCUACGAGGCUCGGCAUAUGGCUGGCGAGCUACCAGACCAGGAAUUGUGAUCCACCUAUGCAAUUUAAGUAUUGCAUUCCUGUAAGCAGCCCUUGAAGGACCCAUUUAUUGGUCGCGGAGGAUCGAGCGGUAUAUUGACAUGUACAUGAAAAAAUUUAAUGAAGACGUUCGAACGAGCGACAACGAAAAGCAAAAGACCGAAGAGCCCAAUUAUACUAAGUGUUUGGAUGAAUCCUAUGAAAUCUAGCGAACGCAUGGAUAAUCAGCUAAUACGCGGUCCGUCACGACUUCUCCCUGGAGCAGCGACUGCCACUGCUCGUCGCAACUAAGACUAACAUUAAUACACG
Messenger RNA from Amoebophrya sp. A120, 1890 nucleotides. NCBI's taxonomy places the organism in Eukaryota, Dinophyceae, Syndiniales, Amoebophryaceae. The record is from the annotation of a GenBank genome assembly.